ACUGUUUCUAUCGUUAACAUUGAGCUUCGCCUGGACUCCACCCCUCGACAUCUUUGACCAUUCCACAACCGAAACCUGAAAAGGGACCACCACUGACCAUGGCCGGCGGAGAAUCCAUUUGGCUCUAUUCACCGAGCUUCCCGCUCUCGAUCGUGGUCGCUAUCCUCUACCUCGUCCCAACCCUCGUCCUCGCAUGGCAGAUCAUCGUCAAAUACCGAUCUUGGUUCUUCCUCUGCGUGCUGAUCGGCUCAGCGGUGGAGGUAGUAGGCUACGCUGUGCGUGCGGUAUCGACGAAGAAGCAAUCCGAUAUCCCAUCCUACGCGGUAUCCAGCACCUUGAUCAUCAUCGCUCCCGUGUUCGUCGCCGCCGGUAAUUACCUCCUAAUCGGCCGCCUGAUUCGCGCAGUCCUGCCUCCGACAAGGCAUCGAAUUUUCUUCAUUCCGGCUCGGUUCAUCACAAAAGCAUUUGUGCUGUUCGACAUCUUGACAUUCCUGAUCCAGGCCUCAGGUAGCGCCAUCGCUUCGUCGGGCAACUGGGAGGGAGAUCAAGCGGCGACCGGAACAAAUGUGCUCAUAGGAGGAUUGAGCUUGCAGGUUGCAACCUUCGCUUGGUUUCUCUCCAUAGUGACGAGGUUCUGGUGGUUUACCAGGAGGGAGGUCAAGGAUGGUGCACCGGUCGGCUGGGCCAGGGUACUGCAGGCGAUUUGGGUGUCGUCGUUGCUUAUACUGGUGCGCUCCAUCUACCGAGUCAUCGAAUUCGCGCUGGGAAUCAAUGGCUAUCCCUUCACGCACGAAUGGACGUUCUAUGUCUUCGAGGCACUGCCCAUGUUGCCGGCGAUAUCCGUCUUCUGCAUUGUUCAUCCGGCCAAAUAUCUCGGAAGUCGAGGAGGCUUGGACAAGCCAAUCUCACAAGAAGAAGGUCUCAUCGAGCUCGAUGACGGUGAAAGGCGCCGGCGUUCACGUCGAAACCAUCGCAACAAGUGAAGUGCGAGAAUCUGCGCACCGGGAGGCGGAAACUCGGCUCUUGUCGGAGACGUGUAAUAUCAGCGAGGGAUCUAGUGGUUGAAUUAAGGUUGGUUGCGUCGUUGGAUUAAGGUUUUUAGCGCGAGCUUGUUGGAUCCGGCGAGGAAGGUGCAAAGAGUGGGUAGACGAGUAGGGAAAAUCGCCGGCAGCGGUCACAGCCCUCCUCAAAGCCGGCCCAUCAAUAUAUCUCUU
This is a messenger RNA of Westerdykella ornata, 1214 nucleotides long. Its product is annotated as RTA1-domain-containing protein. Gene Ontology annotation, cellular component: membrane. The transcript is spliced from 3 exons. The record is from RefSeq and is a predicted model, not a curated record. The coding region runs from base 99 to 983 and encodes 294 amino acids. Lineage: Eukaryota; Fungi; Ascomycota; Dothideomycetes; Pleosporales; Sporormiaceae.